AUGGAGCUGUUGAGAGGAAGCGGUGACCUUGAUUCAGACACUGGCAUUUUCGUGCGGAGAGUUCUUGGAGACUUGCUUGUCAGGUCUGGUCGGCACCAAGAAGCGCUUUUGGAGCUCCAAGCUCUGCCACCAGAGGUCGCUUCCAUGGCGAGCUUAGGUUUGGCACAUUUAGCCAGCGAAAAUUUCCAAGCUGCCCGGGACACCUUUGAAGAUGUGCUGGACGAACUAGAGGAGACAGAGGACUUAGAUACCCCUUUAGCUGCUCGCUGCUUGCAGGGGCUGGGCUUGGCAUACAACGGAUGUGGAGACGCAGAGGCUGCACUUGAACCGCUGCAAGCAGCAAGGACUAUAUUGGAAUGGCGAGGUCGUAUUGGUACAGAAGAUGGCUCCAGGUGUCUCCUUGCGCUGGGCGAUGUCUAUGCAGAGCUUGAUGACUUCGAAGAGGCCCUCCAUUGCUUUGAAUUGGUUUGCCUUAAUGCUGAAGUUGGCACAGCUGCGGAUGUGUGCAUUGACGUCGAAGAUCUCUUCGAAAAGAUCGAGGAUGCACGCCUGCAGCUUCGGCAUUCCGAUGCCCGUCGGCUUUUCGGCGAUGAAGACGAUGCAGGUGAAAAAGGUUUGGACGUCUCCAAGGGCCUUACGAGCCGUACCAAAGGCAAACUGGAGCAGGAUGAGCCUCGGCAACUGGUUCAUGCCACUGAAAGAGGAGGUUUGGAUAUUGAGGAUGCACAGGGCAAUCGAAAACCUUUGCCCAUGGAUGCUGUAAAGUGGUUUAAGAAUCGCAAUAACGAGGCUCUCUCUGGAUCGUUAGCUUUCGUGCCCUGGAUUUUGCAAGAGGCCUACCUGCAAGGCGACGUGCAUCCGGAAACUCUGGUUCUUCACAGAGGUUCUGGUGCCGUGGUGUUUUCGGAUGCAAGUGGUUUUACAGCUCUGACCGAGCGGCUGGCACUGAAAACCAACGGAGCCGAACUGCUCUCGCAAUGUUUGACAUCAUUCUUUACGCCACUAAUUCAGCUUAUCAAUGCGUACAGGGGUGACGUCAUCAAAUUCAGCGGUGAUGCUUUGAUGAUCUACUUUCCAGCAGUGGACGAUGCGGCCACUGGCGAUCAGUCCAAAUUCAAAGUGCCUCCGCAUGGGUCCUUCCAUCAGCCGGAUAUCGGGCCGAUGGCGACAGCAGUUCUGCGAGCUUGCGCAUGCUGCAUUGAGAUUCAGAAACGUUUGCACAUGUUUGACACGGGUGUCGAUGGCGUACGCCUCUGCCUCCACAUCGGCUUGGGAUGCGGGGAGAUUGCCAUUUUGCAAGUGGGCGGCAUUGAGCCACCGGAGACUGCCAUUCCCCGCUCUGAGUACAUCAUCGCAGGAGCUCCAUUGGAGCAGAUCUCCAUAGCUGAACCGUUGGCAAAGAAUGGAGAGACUUGUUUAAGCCCUCAGGCAUGGGAGCAUGUCAAAGACUACAUUUUCGCAGAUACCAGCAGGGAACUAGAGAACGAUGCCUUUAAAUUGCUGGGGAGAUUGGAUGAGUCCAAGUUCACCUUCCCAACGGUGAAAGCUUCAGCUCAAGAAAGAGACACACGAAAGGACAACCAGUUCACCAUCGCUGAGCUAGAUGUUAUCCGCAAGUUCGUGCCAUCCGCGGUGUUUAAGCAGAUUGAGGAUGGCACCCUUACCUAUGUGAACGAGAUGCGUAACAUCUCAACACUAUUCAUCUCUUGCUCUGGCGUUGACGUUAGCAGAGAUGAGGGUGCUAAUACAGCUCAAGAGCUCAUGGUGUCGGUGCAGCGGAUUUGCUACGCUAAUGAGGGUACCCUCAACAAGUUCCUCAUCGACGACAAAGGCAUGCUUUUCCUUCUGGCAUAUGGGUUGCCACCUCUAGUGCACACAGACGAUGCAACCCGCGCUGUUUUGUCCUGCUUCGACAUUGUCCAAGCUUUCGAAAAGUUGGGCCUCAUUGCACGGUGUGGCGUUUCAACUGGACGCGCCUACUGCGGGGUUUGUGGCAGUGCUGAGCGCAUGGAAUACACUGUGCUUGGAGAUGCAGUAAACUUGGCGGCCCGUUUAAUGGCAAAUGCGCCGGCCAACGGAAUUCUCAUCGAUGAGAGCACCAAGAUGCGAUGUACUUUGGAAAUCUCAGUGGAAGACUUAAAGCCCAUCAAAGUGAAGGGUAAAGCCCAAGCCGUGAAGAUUUUCAAGCCGCACAUGGCCCACUGCAAUCCACACGUAGGUGUUGGCCCAGGUGGGAAGAUCGCCUUCCCGUGGUAUGACCGGAGCCUGAUAACAGGCGAUGGCUCGGGUGACAAGUCUCAGCUUGCGGAAGUUCUGCAGUCCAACGUCCAGAAGCUGUGCAGCCUUCCAGAUUGGCCAGGGAUUUGCAAGAUACAGAACCUGCUGGGCGGUAUGCAUGAUGAAAGUCUUCAUGCACAGGUGCCAUAUGCACCACCAAAGGCUACAGCCAAACCAGAGCCUUUGCCCGCCAACAGCCCUCUUAGCUCUGGCGGUUCAGUGGUGCUUCAGGGGACAGCUGGGCUUGGCAAGAUUGAACUGGCCCAACAUGCGGUAGUCUAUGCAGCUCGGAAAUAUUUCACUAUGCCUGUCAUCGGGACGAUGGGUCCUCGGACACAGGACCUUGCGCGGAUGGGUCACGAGAUGGUGAAAAGCUGCUUGGGAGCUUACCGUCAUGCUGUUGAUCCUUCUCUUCCGGAAUCUGACGAAGCUGCGCUGAGCAAGCUGCUACCUGGCAUGCCUAACUGUGAUGUGAUCGCUCAGCACCUCCAAGACGUGGAAAAUGGAGAUGUGCAUGAAGACUCCCGCAUUUCAGUGCUGCACGAGCUGGUUGAUGUGGGGUUGGACAUCAUUCAAAAACUCAGCAGUCAUGUCAGUCUCAUUAUUGUUUGCCAGCUUGAGCUUGGCACCACUCUGUUCCCAAAGACGCUGCAAUACUUCAAUUGCUUCUAUGAGAUCGUCGCAAAGUUGAUGAGGCUCGUAGAAGAAAGGGGAGCUCACCCUGUGACACUGUGGACUCUGUGCAAGAACCCGGACAUGAACCUAGAAUUCAUGAAGGCUUCCGUCGCGAAGGGUUGGCACAUGGACCUCGCAGGCUUGUCCCAGGACAUUUGUCAGGAAUACAUGGCUGCGCAUUUGGAGGUGCCACUAGGAGUCAUCCCUGAGCAAGUUGUGAGCUUUGUCUACAAGAUCUCCCUUGGGAACCCUCUCUACAUCAGAGAAGCCCUGGGUCAGCUACUGGCUGACGGCCACAUAGAUGUCCGAGAUGGUUCGGAGGUGGAGCAGAACAUUGAGGACUUGGAAUCGGUCGAGAUUGCAAAUUGGUCUCACACAUCCAUGGUUGGCGAAACAAUGUGUUUGCUGGAGUCGUUAGAUCCCUUGCAGGCUGCUGUGCUGAAGGUCAGUACAGUUUUUACCAGCCCUUUCUCAUUGCAAGACCUUGCAUCCAGUUCUUGCUCCAGGUGGUCCGGCUCAAACUAUUUUGACUACAUGAGACUCUUCCAUGCGGUCACGGAGCUUGAAAAGAGAGGGAUCUUAGAGAAGCAGCCCUUCAAGCGAAAGCUGGACUCAGGGCCUUUGCUUGUGAGGAGCCAUUCAGUCUUGACUGGCCGGCGAGCCAGCACCAAGAAGGAACCCUCCAGGGGCCUGAAGGACUCCUCGAGCGAUCAGAGGGAGCUUCAGAUGUUCGAGAUGAAGAACUUGCUCAUCCGCAAAGUCGGAGGGUCGAUGCUCCUGGAGGCGCAGAAGAAGAAAGUGAAACGACAGGCGUUGAUAGAACGCGCCUUGAAUCGGGACUUGCCUGCUCGAAUGGAAGAUUUGGAGAAGAAAAAGAAGGAGCCCCACAUCCCCUGGUACUACGAGAACAUCUUGACCAGAACGCAGUCUCACGUGCUAGCCUCGCUGGUGUUCAAGACAUCAAGGGACCAAAGUGGUGCGUUGCGCGCACGCCCCCGCAUUGAGCUUCGUAGUGAGGGAGCAGAAUUGAAGCGCGCUUCUAUGGGAGAACUCCUGCGCUUUGCAGUGCCAGCUUUGGGCAUCAGUCUUGCCGGGCCAAUUUUGAGCAACAUUGAUAAUGCGUUUGUGGGCCGCCUGUGUGGCCCACAGAGCCUUGCAGCUUUGAGCCCUGGCACUGUGGUGGCUGAUUAUAUUCUGUACUUGGUCGUUUUCCUGCCUCGUGCAACCGUUGGCCUCGUUUCGCGCGCUGUGGCCAAAGGUGCCAAGGCUGCGCAAUUUGAAUUGGUACGAUCGCUCAGCGUGGCUGUGCCACUGGGCAUUUCCCUCUCCAUCAUGUACCUGCUGUGCACGGAGCAAAUCUUGAGACUGAUGCACAUCUCUCCAGUGCUGCUGCCACAAGCAGCAGUCUAUGCUCGAAUUCGUGGUGCUAUGACAUGGGCGACCCUGGCACAAAGCGUUUGCCUUUCGGCGCUCCUGGCAACGAAGGACUCCAUCACUCCGUUGAAGGUGGUGGCGAUUGAGGCUGUGGCUAACAUUUGUGGUGAUUUCCUACUCUGCGCUUGGCCUGGACAUCUGGGUGUUGCUGGGGCUGCUCUGGCAACUUCAUUUGCAACCUGGCUGAGCUUCGUGCUGAUGCUUCGAGCUUUACGAGCGAGGGACUUGCUACCCGGCAAAUGGCUUCAGCUUCCAAAAUCAGCUGCAUACUUGCAGCCGCUGCUGGAAUACGCAGGACCUUUGUUGCUGGUUCUCAUCUCGCGCUUCCUGACGCUCUCUGCCAUGGCUUUGUAUGCCGCGUCAUUGGGAACUACAGCACUGGCAGCCUACCAGGUGCUUAUCAACCUCUACACCCUUUUUGGCUUGUUUGGUGAGCCUCUGAGCCAAGCAGCCCAAGCUAUGCUUCCCCCUUUGCUGGAGCGGAAGGAUCGCCGCGGGGUGAGGCGUGCAAUGCGGAGUCUACUUCUUUUGGGCCUCGCCUUUGGUUUCGGUGCUGGCAGCCUUGCGGCUCUUGCAGCUUUGCUCGGGGGGCGUUUGUUUUCAGCUGAUGCAGACGUUUUGCGCUUACUCCAGCAUUUGUCGCCUGUCCUCCUGGUGACCGUGGCAUCCCUUGUCUUCGAAUACCCUGUUGACGGGGCCAUGCUUGCGACCAAGAACUUCCGCCUCCUGGUAGCCCUGGACGUUUUGGGAGUCUUGCUGCAGCUACCUGCAAUGCAUGCCUUGCGACACCUGCCUGGCUGGACUGCCUUGGCGGCCCUGAUGCCCAGCAGCACGAUGAGUUUCAAACUAUUGUCGAAAGGGAACAGAAAUGAAAAACACUAUCCCAAAAAUUUCCCAAAAUAUCAAUGGAUUGGACACAGUACCAGUAGGAAUUACCGCACAAGGCGGUGGCGGAAGUUUCAAAGAUAG
Cladocopium goreaui is the source of this 5355-nucleotide messenger RNA. The record is from the annotation of a GenBank genome assembly. Lineage: Eukaryota; Dinophyceae; Suessiales; Symbiodiniaceae.